Molecule: messenger RNA, 2101 nt
Organism: Ostrinia furnacalis (Asian corn borer)
Lineage: Eukaryota; Metazoa; Arthropoda; Insecta; Lepidoptera; Crambidae
Gene: CPSF2
Product: cleavage and polyadenylation specificity factor subunit 2
Exons: 13
Biological process (GO): mRNA 3'-end processing by stem-loop binding and cleavage
Cellular component (GO): mRNA cleavage and polyadenylation specificity factor complex
Molecular function (GO): RNA binding
Source: RefSeq, a predicted model, not a curated record
AAAAAUUAAAUUUUAGUCUAUGGUUCGCUGUUUUUGAGUUGUUGGCGCCGGUUUUGUAAAACUAUUUUUUAUCAACCGCUCAACACAAUAAUCACAAUAUCAACAAUUAAAAAAGACCCUAUUCAAGGUCUUAUUCCAGUUAAAUAAUUAUGAUUGAAUAGUCGAAAGUGGCAAAAGAGUUCACCAAGCAAGAUGACUUCCAUCAUCAAACUUCACUGCCUCUCGGGCGCUGGUGAUGAGUCUCCUCCAUGCUACGUGCUUCAGAUAGAUGAGUUUAAGUUCCUGCUGGACUGCGGUUGGGAUGAGAAAUUCGAUAUGGACUUCAUAAAGGAAUUGAAAAGACAUAUAAACAGCAUAGAUGCAGUGUUAAUAUCACAUUCAGACCCGUUGCAUCUUGGUGCAUUACCUUAUGCAGUCGGAAAGCUCGGUCUCAACUGUCCGAUAUAUGCCACAUUACCGAUCUACAAAAUGGGCCAAAUGUUCAUGUACGACUUGUACCAGGCACACAGGAAUGUGUCGGAGUUCGAUCUGUUUACAUUGGACGAUGUAGAUGCAGCGUUCGACAAGAUUGUACAGUUGAAGUAUAAUCAGAGUGUUGAUAUGAAAGGCAAAGGCUUAGGCCUCCGCAUAACUCCGCUCCCAGCCGGCCACUCCCUCGGUGGAACAGUCUGGCGCAUCGUAGCACCAGGCGAAGAGGACAUAGUGUACGCCCCCGACUUCAACCACAAGAAGGAACGGCACUUGAACGGAUGCGAGAUAGAAAGACUGAUGAGACCGUCACUGUUACUGCUGGGAGCUAUGAAUGCUGAUUAUGUGCAGCAAAGAAGGAGGUUGAGAGAUGAAAAGCUUAUGACAACAAUCCUCACGACCCUCCGAGGAGGAGGCUGCGUGCUCGUCUGCACAGACACCGCGGGCCGAGUGUUAGAGCUGGCUCAUAUGUUGGACCAGUUGUGGAGGAACAAGGAUUCUGGACUGGUUGCGUACUCACUGCUGUUGUUAUCCAACGUUAGCUAUAACGUUGUGGAGUUCGCGAAAUCACAGAUCGAAUGGAUGAGCGACAAGCUAACGCGAGCAUUCGAGGGCGCGCGCUCCAACCCGUUCGCGCUACGUCACCUGCAGCUGUGCCACUCUGUGGGCGAGGUUACGAGGACCCCUGGACCAAAAGUAGUGCUGGCUUCCUUCCCGGACUUAGAAGCGGGAUUUGCACGAGAUCUGUUCCUGCUAUGGGCACCUCAUCCACAGAACUCUAUCGUGCUGACUGCCAGAACUAUUACUAUACGGCUAGCCCGGGAGCUGGUGGUAGGCGGCGACCGCGCUAUAGAGCUGGUGGUGCGGUUAGAAGGAGCCGAGCUGGACGAGUUCUUACAGCAGCAGCGGUUCAAGCUAAAUAAUACUGUCAAAAAAAAAAAGGAAGAAACAGCGGGCAUAUCUUCAGACUCCGACUCGGACGGCGAGCUAGAGAUGUGGGUGGUAACCGGCCGCCACGAUAUCCCGGUGCGCCACGACGCGCGGCCGGCCGGCUGCUUCAAGACCAACAAACGGCACCACGCCAUGUAUCCCUUCCACGAGGAGCGCGCGCGACACGACGACUACGGCGAGCUCAUCAAGGCCGAAGACUACAGACUAGCAGAAAUAGUAGAUGCCGAGGGAGAGAUCCGAGACGUUGCUCCCGCUCCCCCGCCGAAGCAAGAACCUGAAGAGGAGGUGACAGAAGUCCCUAGCAAGUGCGUGAGCGUAGUACGCACAGUGAGCGUGAAAGCCAGCGUUCAGUACAUCGAGCUGGAAGGCCGCUGCGACGGCGAAUCUUUACUAAGAUUAGUGGCGCACGCCAAGCCGAGGGCUAUUGUUGGCCUGCGAGCCAACGAAACGGCCUUGAUGACGCUUAGUAAACACUGCCAGAACGAAGGCAUAGAGAAGAUCUUCACUCCGAACCGUGGCGACAUCAUUGAUGCUACCACGGAGUCUCACAUCUACCAAGUGAAGCUCACAGACAGCCUGAUGAGCGACAUCGUGUGGCGGAAGGCGGGCGACGCCGAGCUGGCCUGGCUCUCCGCCACCGUCGCCGCGCGCCCGCACCAGAGGGAGACCGACGCUACCGCAG